AAAAGCUGAAGAAAACGUGUAGAAAAUAUGAAUAAUAUGAAUAAAAUAAUAUUACGCAAUUCAUUAAGUUUUCUUCGAAUUAAAAGAAAUAAAUAUUGUUCGAAGCCACAAGUACAAAUCAACAAUAGUAAACAGUCAAGUAAUGUAUUUGAUGAAAAUGAAAUUGAAAAAUUAAGAAAAAUGUCUUUAUUAAAAUUUUCUAAUAAUGAUGAAUGUAUUAAAGUUAGUGAACAAAUAAUCAAAGAAUGUGAAGGAUAUGAUAAAAUUAAUACUGAUGGUAUAGAACCUAUGGAAAUGGUUUUAGAAGAUAUAGCCAUUAAUUUACGAGAGGAUGUUGUAAAUGAUGGUUCCAUUCGGGAUCAAGUAUUAGGCAAUGCUGUUAAAUUGGAAGAGGAAUACUUUGUUGCACCACCAGGAAAUACGCCAGUUGAAUAAAAUUAGGUUGUAAUUAGUAAUGGAUUAAUAUGAUUUGAGUGUUGCUGUGAUUAGUUACCGUGUGUGUGAUGAAUUGGUAGGGAAAGCGACCUCUUACUUAAAUGAACAAUGAUUUUCUGGGGCUAAAAAUGGAUGCUAUCGAUUGGAUAAUGCUUAAGUACGAUUACAUAAUUAUACGAAUCCCUUUUUAGUCAUAAACAAUUACUUACAAAGGGUUGAACAAUAAAAGCUCAUGGUACGAAAUAUACUCGAUCGAUAAAUCAAAAUUAA
Molecule: messenger RNA, 705 nt
Organism: Chrysoperla carnea
Lineage: Eukaryota; Metazoa; Arthropoda; Insecta; Neuroptera; Chrysopidae
Gene: GatC
Product: glutamyl-tRNA(Gln) amidotransferase subunit C, mitochondrial
Exons: 1
Coding region: 28-435 (135 amino acids)
Biological process (GO): regulation of translational fidelity; glutaminyl-tRNAGln biosynthesis via transamidation
Molecular function (GO): glutaminyl-tRNA synthase (glutamine-hydrolyzing) activity
Source: RefSeq, a predicted model, not a curated record